Loxodonta africana (African savanna elephant) is the source of this 6150-nucleotide messenger RNA. RefSeq names its product A-kinase anchoring protein 5 (gene AKAP5). The record is from RefSeq and is a predicted model, not a curated record. The coding region runs from base 352 to 1620 and encodes 422 amino acids. The transcript is spliced from 2 exons. Gene Ontology annotation, cellular component: dendrite membrane; postsynaptic density; excitatory synapse. Lineage: Eukaryota; Metazoa; Chordata; Mammalia; Proboscidea; Elephantidae. Gene Ontology annotation, biological process: positive regulation of adenylate cyclase activity. Gene Ontology annotation, molecular function: molecular adaptor activity; protein kinase A regulatory subunit binding; glutamate receptor binding.
CGCCUCUCCGCGGCUGCCCGCUGCCUGGACCCCCGGCCCCGCGCGCGCCGACCUCGGGAGCAGGGUGGCCAGGGACCCCAGCCGCCCUCGGUUGGUCUUUAAACAAAGCAAAAAGCUAAUCAGUAAAGGUCUUUCACGAAGAAAAUAAAGAGAGAAAUUACAAGAGAGAAAUCAGGCAUUUGGAUACUGGAGAAACCACCUAAAACGACUGUUUGUAUUAAGACAAAAGGAAUGAAAACACCUGGAAGAAAUUUGACUUUGUAUGAUGUUAUUGUCUAUCUUUUUGUCAUAAAAGCCUGCUAAGGAAGAGAGAAUAUCGUUCUCUCUAGAAUUAAAGAGUGUAGUGUAAAAAUGGAGACCACAGUUUCUGAAAUCCAAGUAGAAAACAAGGAGGAGACAAGAUCAGCAGAAGUUAGUCCUCAGGAUGAGAGGCGAGAGAAAAAAGCCUCCAUGCUCUGCUUCAAGAGAAGGAAGAAAGCAGCCAAAGCGCCGAAGCCCAAAGCUGGCUCGGAAGCCAGCGAUGAGGCAGGAGCUUCUGAUCAGCCGCAGCCCCGAGGAGGGGCCUGGGCCUCAUUCAAACGUCUUGUAACACGAAGGAAAAGGUCAGAUUCUUCAAAGCAGCGAAAGCCCUUUGAGGGUAAAGUGCAAUCUGAAAUAAAUGCUGAGGAUGCUGGUCUUUCCAAGAAAAAGGCAAAAUCCAGACUUAAAAUGCCCUGCAUAAAAUUCUCAAGAGGUGAGAAAAGAAGCAGUCAUUCCAGAAUUAUAGAAGACUCAGACUGCAGCAUCAAAGUGCAGAGAGAGGCUGAAAGAUUGGAUACAAAAACUCAGACUCAAUUGAGUGACCAGACCACAAAAGCCAGGUCGACCCAGGAUCUACGUGAAGGUGUCUCACAGAAAGAUGGUGAUGAGAUACGUGAAGCAAAUGUGAGCAACAGUGUAACUUCUAGACAGAAAGUGGUUUCAGUAGAACUUGGAUUAGAUACUGGGCAUUCUGCUAUUCAAGCAAAAACUCUAAUUCUUGAAAAAGAUACUGAGGCGAUCCAGGAAAAACAAGGUGUCCAGCAGGAGCAAGCAAAUCCACCUGAAACUUCAGAAACAGACCAUCAGCUACCAGUGGUUUCUGAUGUUCUGCCCCCACCUGCAAUCCCAGACCAACAAAUUGUGGAAGAAGCCAGUAACAGUAUCCUAGAAAGUGAACCACACUGGAAAGGCCAUGAAAGUAGAGAAAUUGUAGCUGAAGAGAGUAAGCCUAAAGAUACUGAAGUCAGUACCGGUGAAUCAGAUAUAAAAGAAAAUGAGAUCACUGUGGAGAAACCCAAAUCAGAAGAAAGCAAAAGGAUGGAGCCAAUUGCUAUUAUUAUUACAGACACUGAAAUCAGUGAAUUUGAUGUUAAGAAAUCUAAAAAUGUCCCAAAGCAAUUUUUAAUUUCAAUUGAAAAUGAGCAAGUAGGGGUUUUUGCCAACGAUAAUGGUUUUGAGGGUAGAACUUCAGAACAAUAUGAAACACUCUUAAUAGAAACAGCUUCUUCUCUUGUCAAGAAUGCUAUCCAGUUGUCUAUAGAACAGUUAGUUAAUGAAAUGGUCUCUGAUGAUAAUAAAAUAAAUAAUCUUCUACAGUGACUUUGUUUCCAGAUCAAGGGAGAAGGUUCAAUGAUGAAUUAUUUUACAUACUUGUGGCAUUUCUUAAUCAUUAAUAAAUGAGAGAUUUAUCAUCUGUGGAAUUUAAAGGUACAGUUCCAACCCAGAAGUACUAAAGAAUAAAUCAGGUUUAUAAAGCCCUCCCUACAGAAUCAACUUGACAGCAACUAACAGUAACAACUACUGAAAUGUUGUGAAAUGUAGUGAUUUGUAGCGAUUCAGAGGAAGUCAGUACAUAAUGUAAUGCAAAGUGACAUCAAGGGAGUUGUUAAAAUGGCAUGUGGAUAUUGGGAGUGCUUUUGGGAAGGAAGAUGUAUUAAUUGAGCACUUACUGUAUGCUAUAAACUCUUUUGUCACUGGUGUCACAAGAUCUGGUUUCCUUUUGAUAGUUCAACCCUGUGUAUAAGCUAACAUUGCAUUCAGUUAAAAUUUUUUUUUUACAGUGCAUUUUUAUAUUGUUUUAAAAAGGUAAGGUGAGCUAUUUUUCUGAGUGUGUGAUUUAUAGUUGUUACAUUCCUAGGCGAUGGUCUUACCUCAGUAUGUACUGCAUUUUCCCAAUUUCAAAACAACAACAAUGAAAAAAGGGAACAUUGUUUUUCAUUCAGGAGAAGGAACACUUCCCAUGUAACAAGUUGUCACAGAUAACAUACGAUCCAUCUUGCAGGAUUUUACAGACCAUAUUCGGAAACCCUGGCGGCGCAGUGGUUAAGAGCUACGGCUGCUAGCCAAAAGGCUGGCAGCUUGAAUCCACCAGGCACUCCUUGGAAACCCUAUGGGGCAGUUCUACUCUGUUCUAUAGGGUCGCUAUGAGUCGGAAUCAACUUGAUGGCAGUGGGUUUUUAUUUAUUUAUUUUUUGUUUUGUUUUUAGACCAUAUUCAUCAACCCCUCCUCAAACAAGGGAGAAAGGAUGCAAGGCCAGCCUGGCAGUAAAAGCCCUAUGGAAUCAUAAUCAUUUCAUGAAAAUAUUACUCAUUCUUGACCAAGAAUGAGCCAUAUACAUGGUUAAACAGAGUGAAAAUUUAUUGCUAAAGCACAUUUUAUUUUAAAAGUCAGCAUUCUGUCACCGUAUCUGUGUGUUGAGAGAGACCAGUAAAAAGUAUUUUACAUGGAUAUUGAAAAUUAACUGUCCCAUUCGUAUUUUCAGUCCAGCUAAUCUUUUAUCAAAAAGAGAGAGAGAGAGAACUUGACACCUGAGAAGGGCUUGUUUGCAUUUUUUAUUCAGAUAUUUAAAAGGGGAGCAUCUGACUGAAAAAGUAAUUUCUAUUUCAAUCUUUGUGUGAAAUGGCCACACUUCCCUGCCUCGCAGGUUAGUGUUAGGGUUUAUAUCGUACUGUCCCCAACUGUCCAAACUGAGUGAUGGUUAAUUACCACUUUGAAAAGAGAUAAAGGAAUGAAGAGCUUCCACUCAAGAUGUAAAGUACCUGUUAAAAAGAGCUUCAUCUUGGUGGAAAGAAUGUACUUCAAUGAUUUUAAAUGAUUUGAAUGAGUUCUUGUAUUAUUUAUGGACUACAUAUAGAAAAUAUGUGCUAACUUGUCCUACAGAAUCUUCUUUCUUUCUGUCUCUAAGUACAUAUUGAGACCUCUGGCAGAAGAAACUAGUUUGACUUUGAAUUUGAACCAAAUAAUGGAUAUUAUAAGCAAGAUUCCUUGCUGAAAUGCAAGUCUUACCUCAAAAUAUGUAUUGCAUUUUCCCACUUCCAAGCAUAUAAUCUUAUAAAGAAAAAAAAAGUCCUUCAGUUUAGCAAGAUGAAAUGUGGUCUUUCAAAACACAUGACCCCCCCCCAAAAAAUGACCUAACAAAUCAAUUACUUUUAACUGUAUAAAUUUUAAACAUUUUUUUUUAAAAGACUGCUAAGUCAUCCUCUCUAAAAAUACACUAAUUCACUACAUGCGGUGCUAAUGGACUUGAACAGCUACCAGCAAAUAUCACGUCAUACUUAAAAGUGCACAAUUUUUGAAACCUGAUUAAGGUUGGUGCAUUUUACAAUGUUCCAAAGAAUCCUGUCUUUAUUCACUGCAAGGAUGGCUCAAGCCAAUAUACUUGUAAAUUUUUAGUCAUUUCUCAUGAAUGAGCAAAAAAAUACAGCACUUACCAGUUACUGAAAAUACUUUGGAAGGUUUAGGCAUUAUUUGAGAUUUUUAAGAAGCAGAUACCAAGUAAAUAUACAUAAUGAUUGUUUUUGUUAAGAAAACAUUUUAUCUAACUAGUUCCAGAUUUUUACUUUUCCACUGUUGUUUGAUGUAUUUUUGAUUAGAUUAUAUUAUGAUUGACUGUUUUUAUGAUGAGAUGUAUAUUCUACUUACAUUCAUUCUUAAGUGGUUUCUCCUCAGUAUUUUCUAUUGAGACUAUCUGGUGAAUUAAAUAAGUAGGAGUCCAGUUUGAAGAAGAAAUCCAGAAAUUAAUUGGUCCUAAUCUGACUGUAUCUGCUACAUAGACAAAUCCUAUUAAGUACAGUGAUUUCUAAGGUGACCCAAAUUGUUUUGAUUUUAGAGAAAUAAGCAGGAGUCAGAUGGCUUUUUUUUUUCUUUAAUCUGACUGUAUCUGCUACAUAGACAAAUCCUAUUAAGUACAGUGAUUUCUAAGGUGACCCAAAUUGUUCUGAUUUUAGAGAAAUAAGCAGGAGUCAGAUGGCUUAGAAGUCUCUCAUAAAAGAUUUUCAAAAUUAUAAUAGUAUUUAUUUUAAGCAAUUUGAUCUUUUAUGUAAGAUAUAAACAGGCUUUUGUUCAAUUCUCAUCCAUUUGACAGUAUUAAAAUGAUCACUUGAAAGGCAAUUAAGAAUAUAUUCAUUUUCAUUUAAAUCUGCUGUGAUAUAAUUGCUGCUUUUAAUGAACAUUUAUUAAUUAGCUAGGAUUCAGUUUCUCUUUGAUUUUGGAGUUUUACAAGACUGGGUGGUUUACUGGCUACUUGUUAACAUUUUCAGGAUAUUGUCUUCCCCCUUUUCAGUCAAGUAUUACUUUGCUCCUUACAACCCAGUGGAUAUGAAAAUCCUCUAUUCUAUGAGGCACUGUUCACUUAACAUUUUCUCAAAGCACUUUUAUAAGAUAUAAAAAUAGUACCUGGUAACACUUAAGUACAGGUAGCAGAAAACAAAUGAACUUUCAAACAAAUUAUGUUCCCUGCCACCUCCUCCACCUCAAAGAAUAAUAAGCAUGUGGCACAAAUGGAGUUCUUCAGAAAAGCUGUCUGCAUAAUUUUCUUUUGAAGUAAUCUAUUUGACAGCAUCAAGUCUGUGACACUUUUAAUUAGUCUACUAUUUAGUGGAGUCUUAGAAACUCGGAUUUCCUUCCGAGAGAUUGGCAUUUCACCAGUGUGAGUAGCCUUCCUGCAAAAGGCUUUUGGACAUAUGGGUCAGGAGAGGGAACCGGGCAAAUCUGGCUUCUGUAUGCAGUCCAGAUUAAGUUCAUCCACAAACUUCUGACUCCAAGUUGCCUUAUUUUUUAUAGUUAAGAAUUCAUUUUUUAAGGGUUUACAGCAGAACUUUUAAAAUAAUUGGUAGGCUUUAGAAUCCCAUUGUUUGAAAAGAUCCUUUCAUUGUUGACUUUAUUCAGCUAUGUAAAGUCUACUUUCUAAUUUCAUCUGAUACUCAGUACACCAGGGUUUGACUUUCUGCCUGCCAUUUCUGCACUUUUGAAAAAUCCUCAUUUUAAGUUUGGGGUUAUUUAGGUUCAAAUUCCCAUAAUGUUUUAUUGUAUAACAUGAAGUUUAUAUACAGAAUUCAAAAUUGUAGUCAAUACCACAUUUUGUGGUACACUUUCUGAAAAGAAUUUUUACUGAUCCUUAUUUAGUAACAAAAAUGUAACUAUCAAAAGGAGGCUACAUAAAAUUUAGUGUGUCCUAAUUUAACUCAAUUUGAUUCACCACAAACAUUAGGCGUAAUAGAUGCCAAACAGGUUGACGACGGGCACAGACUCCAGACCCUCCAAGAGCUCAUCCUAGGGAGCGGCGAUGAUGGGAACUGGGACAGAAAUUGAGGCAAACAGCAGAUAAUGCAGCAUCGUCAGUGCCACAGCAGUGAAGAUGAGGAAGGUGCUAGGGGAGUAUGAGGAGAGAGCAUCUAAUCUUGUCUGGUGGGGGAGAGAUGGAGAUACGAAUACGGGGGCAAUGUGAAAGCAUUAAGUCUCUAAAUACUUAAACGGUGUAUUCAUUCUGAUUUGUUAACAGGUGCAGAAAAAAGCCUGUGUAAUGUGUUACAUAUUUAUAGUAGUUCUUUGUCGUUAAAAAUGUUAAGUGGAUGAGCUAUUACAAAAGUAAAAGUUCCAUUAUUGCACUUGUCAUUAAAAUUAGUACUAUAUUACUGUGGAGCAGAUGCUGAUAUUAAUGAAAUAAUACUCUGUAGAAAAAAAGGCUUUAAGCUAAAUUAAAAUAUGUGCUGAUUAUUAAUACAGAAUAAAUGUUAUAUUGGCUUAUGUUUUAUUUUAGGCUAUAUUAUUUAUCCACGUCUUUUAAGAGAAACAUGAGUAUAUUAUGUUCAUUUCUUAAAACUAUAGAGAUCACACUAAUGGAACUACAA